UACCUUAACCUAGCAUAGUCCAAAGUCAAAACCCUAAAAAUCAUAAAAUCUCUCUCUUAACUCCUCUUUCACCUUUCACCCUAUCGUGCUGCUUCACGGUAUCGUUCUUCUUCCCCUCAUUACCACCUUCCAUCUCCAAUUCCAAACAUGGGUCGGAAAGACGACGCCGUUUUAGCCACCGAAGAUCAAAUCACUAACAACAGCCCCGAACUCAAAUCCUCUAAGAAGAAGAACAAAAAGAACAAGAACAAACACGACCUUCAAAACGAAGAAAACACUCCCAAAAGAAAGCACGAAGAACUCAUCAAUCAAAACGACGCCGAAUCAAAUAAGAAAAGUAAAAAGAAGAAAAAGCAUGACAAGGAGGAGAACGACAGUGGUAACGGCGAUGACACGGUUUCCGCGUCGGGUGACCCCAUUGCAGUUACUGGAAAGAAUGCUGAAGACGCGAAAUACGCGGCGGUUAAAACUUUCGUUGAUUCGGGGCUUCCUGAGAAUGUGCUUGAGUGUUGCAAGGGUUUUGAGAAACCUUCUCCGAUUCAGUCACUAACUUGGCCUUUUUUAUUGGACGGUCGUGAUUUAAUUGGAAUUGCAGCUACUGGUUCAGGGAAGACACUUGCUUUUGGAAUACCGGCAAUUAUGCAUGUUUUGAAUAAGCGGAAGAGUAAGGGUUCUUCCAAGGGUCGUAACCCUCUUUGCCUUAUGCUCUCUCCUACAAGGGAGCUUGCUCAACAAAUAUCAGAUGUAUUGUGUGAUGCUGGUAAGUCUUGUGGCGUGGAAUCAAUUUGUUUGUAUGGUGGAACCUCAAAAGGACCACAAAUCUCUGCACUUAAAUCUGGCGUUGACAUUGUCAUUGGAACCCCUGGUCGUAUCCAAGAUCUGGUUGAAAUGGGUAUCUGUUGCCUUAAAGAAGUAUCUUUUGCGGUGCUUGAUGAAGCAGAUCGGAUGCUUGACAUGGGUUUUGAACAAAUAGUCCGCUCAAUACUUGGUCAGACAUGUUCUGUUCGUCAAAUGGUCAUGUUCAGUGCUACAUGGCCUUUAGCAGUUCAUCACUUGGCGCAGGAAUUUAUGGAUCCCAACCCUAUAAAAGUUGUUGUAGGCUCAGAGGAUUUAGCUGCCAAUCAUGAUGUCAUGCAGAUAGUUGAGGUCUUGGACGAGCGGGCACGUGAUAAGCGCUUGGUUGCUUUACUAGAGAAAUACCACAAAUCUAAGAAGAAUCGAGUAUUGGUCUUUGUUUUAUACAAAUUUGAAACCACACGAGUUGAAAGAAUGCUUCAACAAGGGGGAUGGAAGGCCGUGUCAAUAAGUGGGGACAAAUCACAGAAUGAGCGCACUAAGGCACUGUCAUUAUUCAAGAAUGGAAGCUGUCCUUUGAUGAUUGCAACUGAUGUGGCAGCACGGGGAUUGGAUAUUCCAGAUGUUGAAGUAGUGAUCAACUUUAGUUUUCCUCUAACUCUAGAAGAUUAUGUUCAUAGAAUUGGGCGAACUGGACGAGCUGGUAAGAAAGGCGUUGCCCAUACAUUCUUCACCCAAGCGAAUAAGGGACUUUCUGGGGAGCUUGUAAAUGUUUUAAGAGAAGCAGGUCAAGUUGUGCCAGAUGCUCUUUUGAAAUUUGGCACACAUGUAAAGAAAAAGGAGUCCAAGCUUUAUGGGGCUCACUUCAAGGAAAUUUCUGCUGAUGCUCCAAAGUCUAAAAAAAUAACAUUUGACAACUCUGAUGAAGACUAAACGAAAGCGUCUUACAUUUAUUUUUGGUUGGAUGAAUAUGUGGAAAAAGCUAUUUGCUUUUUCAUUUUUGGGGGUCUUGUUAUUUAUUUCUUUAAAAAGAAAAUAAGAAAAUGAUUGGAGUUUAAAGUAGUUCUUUUGACGAAAGUAGAUUAGCUAGUUCUUUUUUGUUGUACCUUGUAACUGUCAGUAAUUGGAGAUUUUAUUAUUUUCUUUAAGUCGAAUGAUUUUAUUUUUUAUUUUUUAAAUGUGGUUUUUGAGUAUUGAUUGAUUGAGUUGCUUUGUGUCA
Cicer arietinum (chickpea) is the source of this 2014-nucleotide messenger RNA. Its product is annotated as DEAD-box ATP-dependent RNA helicase 5. Gene Ontology annotation, molecular function: RNA helicase activity; nucleic acid binding; ATP binding. Lineage: Eukaryota; Viridiplantae; Streptophyta; Magnoliopsida; Fabales; Fabaceae. The record is from RefSeq and is a predicted model, not a curated record.